Molecule: messenger RNA, 9354 nt
Organism: Bursaphelenchus okinawaensis
Lineage: Eukaryota; Metazoa; Nematoda; Chromadorea; Rhabditida; Aphelenchoididae
Source: the annotation of a GenBank genome assembly
AUGCCUCCCAAAUACAAAUGUCGAUGGAAAGACUGUACCUUCGAGUGUCAUAGUCACAAAGAUCAGAAAAGUCAUCUUUUCAAGCAUUUUGGAGUCAGCAAGACCUUCUGUGAAUGGAAGGACUGUAACCAACUGCUGGGCACUUCCAACAUUGCCAAGUUUAAGCAUAUACAAGAUCAUUUAAGUUGUGUCAGUUAUGAAUGUGAUAAGUGCCGCAAAGUGUUUGAUAAUGGAAUGGAGAUGGAAAAACAUGAAAAGGAGGGUCAUUUGGAUAAGGUACUGUUUUUGGACCUUUUUUUGAGGGGGGGAGGAGGUUGAUAGGGGGAGGGGGGAGGAAUGAGCAAGGCAGGGUAAAAAAAAGUGGGUCAUAAAGUAAUUCGAGAUUGCGAAAGAAAUGGUAUAUAAUACAUAGAGCAGGGGAUUAGAUAGGGCGAUAAAACAUGGCAAAUAUAAGGCGUGGCAAAAAUAGUGCAUGGGAGAAAUAGGUUGGUUUGGACAUAGGGGUAUUAUAAAAAGAUAACGGUAGAGCAGGGUAAGCUAUGGGGAAAAGUCAGGGUAAGGCACGGUAAAACAUGAGAAAAACACAUGGCAGGGUAGGACAGGGUAGAGCGUAAGAGGGUAUGGUAAGGCAUGGUAGAGCGUGAAAAAAAAGCAGGAAAGGUAGGACAGGGUAGAGCGGGAGCACGGGGGAAAAGACAGGGAAAGGUAGGGUAUGGUGAAAAAACAGUGUAGGGUCACCAUGGGGAAAGACAGGGUAUGGUAAAGUAGCCCAUAGUGGAAAAUCAAGGGUAGGGUAGGGUAGAUAGGGUUAGGGUAGGGUAGGGUAGGGUAGGGUAGGGUAGGGUAGGGUAGGGUAGGGUAGGGUAGGGUAGGGUAGGGUAAGGUAGUGUAGCGUAGGGUAGGGUAGGCUAAGGUAGGGUAGGGUAGAAUAGGGUAGGGUAGAAUAGGGUAGGGUAGGGUAGGGUAGGAUAGGGUAGAAUAGGGUAGGGUAGGGUAGGGUAGGGUCUGUCGCUUUGUCCAAAUGCCGGAUUUGGUCUUUGUUUUGACGCUAGCGCAAAGUUUAACGGUGUCUUAAAAGGCUGAACGUCACGGAUUAUGCCGCUUCAAAUCAAGGACUAAUAUAUGGCUCUUUCAUCUGUCAUUUCUUUAUACAAAAUGAGUGAUUUGGAGCUUCACAGCUGGGCUGGGGAAUUUUUUGUUUAUUUUCUAAAAUUUUUUUUUGUAAUUUGGAGUUGAGCAGAGUAGGGUAACUUAAAAUUUUUUUUAAACUUAAAAUUUUUUAAAUUUUGAUUUUUCAGGCAUACGACAAGCUUCUGUUGCCAGAUAUUACCACCCAACAUGAAAGGCUACAUAACGAACUGCCAGAACUUAUAAACCGCACUAUGAACCUUGGAAUUCCUACUGUAACUAAGCCAGGAGCUCAGAAAGAUCAAAGUUCUACAGUUACUCUACCGCCUACUCUACUAUCCCCUACUCUACCCAACUCUACCCUACCCUACCCUACUCAACCGGUUUCUACCCUACCUUACCCUAACCAACCAGACCCUACCUUACAUCACCCUACCCAACCGGGCAAUACCCUAAAUCACCCUAGACUACCUACAAGCCCUAAAGAUACUGUAGAAUCAACUAAACCUUCAAGUUCAAAACCCACACCUACUGCAUUACAUACAGGAAAUACGGUAGAUACUACAGUAGACCAACCUACCUCAAUGUUACCAUCAGAUUCAGAAGUAGUUUUAAUUUUAUCGACCGCAGUAGCCAAGGAAACGACCCAGUCAGCUUUACCUUCUACUUCGAUAUCUAGCUCACUAUCAACUACGCCAACCAUUCCAGCUACUGAGUUAAGAAGUGGCAUGGAGCUUUUAAUGGAUCUAUUACACAAAAAUGGAGUUACCGUAGACAGUGUUGACAUUACAGUAUCUGCUAGUCAGAUUGAUGGUACUAGUGAUCCGUCUGAUGUGUUUAGUACUAGUGGUACUAUAAAUGAGCUUGAAGACCCUACUAACUUCAAUAGGUCUGGCAUUGCUUACAGUAACCAGUGUAACCAUAUAAACUCAAAUGGAAGUAAUGGAACGAAUUACGGUACCUACAGUAACUUUACUAACCAAAAUCAAUGUAUUAUGAUUUCUGACAACUACAGUAAUCCUAUCUAUCAAAAUAAAACUAGUCAUAGUACUGAACUGUACGGUAUUGGUACAUAUAGUCAAGAUAUUCAGAAUUUUGAAACAAUAGGUAUGGAAGGCAGGAUUCAAGAAGUUAACGAUGAAAAUAUGUCUUUAGAAGGCCAAUAUCAGAAGGAUUCAAACAGUCCAGAAAAAAUCGUCAACUUUAUUCAGCCAUUGACUGUUGAUGUUACAGGUAAAUUUUUUUUGAAACUUAAGCUUAAUUAAAGAGGGUAGGGUAAAGUAUUGUUAACUAAUGUACGGUAUAUUGAUUUGUAAAGAAAGUUCUUGCAAUUUUUUGUUUUGUAAAGAAAGUUCUUGCCAUUUCUUGUUUUUUAAAGAAAGUUUUUGCAAUUUUUUGUUUUGUAAAGAAAGUUCUUGCAAAAGUAGAAAAAUGUUACCUAUUUUUUCAUUUUCAGAGCCCAUGACACUAUCAACUAGCCAGACAUCCCAACCUUCAAACCCUUGCCCUAUUAUAACUACACCUUCUACUAGCACGCCCGACCAUGAUCUACAGUACGCUGUAAAUGAUACUCAAAAACGGCGAAGCUCAGAUGAUGGUGUUAACAUAGAAGACGUGCCUCCAAAGCUGAUGAAGAUUACUGAUGUUCAAGGUCAUGGUCAUGUAACUUUAUAUAAUGCCAACUGGAAUGCACCACAGUUAACAGCCUGUCAGCUAGUGGGACCAGGUGAUACUGUAGAGCAUCUAGAAGGUCACGGAAGUCAAGAAGACAUACUACAAGUUCAAGUUGGUCAGGUAGCUCAAUAACAGGUUCAAGUUGGUCAAUUAGGUAUACCACAAGGUCAAGUUGGUCAAGUAGCUUAUCAACAAGGUCAAGGUAGUCAGCUAAAUCUAAUACAAGUUCAAGCUGGUCAAACAAAUUAUCAAAAAGGUCAAGCUGGUCAAGGAUGUCUACUACAAGGUCAACCGGAUCAACUAGCUCAUGAACAAGGUCAAGUAUCUCAAUUAGCUCACCGACAAAGCCAGGCUGGUCAAGUAGUUCAUCAGCAAGCUCAAGUUGGUCAAGUAGGUUUACUACAAGAUCAAGUAGCUCAUCAACAACCUCAACAAAGACAUCACCCAGUUCACGCGGGUCAAGUAGAUGAACACCUAGCUCGAGCAAUACUAUGUGGUGAACAACAAGCUGAAUUAGAACGACAAAGGUACCAAAAGGCUCAAAUGAUACAAGUAGAACAAGACAAAGCUCAAGUAGUACCAGUAAGCUAUCAACAAGCACAAGAAGUACCAGGAGGGCAUCAACAAGCUCAAGGAGUACUAGUAGGACAACAGCUAGCUCAGGCAGGACUAGUAGGACAACAACUGGCUCAAGCAGUACCAAUAGAUUAUCAAAGAGCUCAACUAGUACCUAUAAGCUACCAAAAUGCUCAAACUGUACCAGUAAGCUAUCAAAAUGCUAAACCUGUACCAGUAAGCUACCAAAAUGCUCAAGCUGUGCCAGUAAGCUACCAAACUGCUCAAGUUGUACCAGAAAGCUAUCAACUGGUUCAAGCAGUACCAUUAUCAUCCACAAGUCCGUAUCAAAUGAACCUCCAACAACAAACUAGUCCUCUUACAAGAAUGACCAACAUAGUGAAUAUGCAAAAUGGUACUAUUCCUAAUCAAGUAGGACCAAAUAUAGUACUGCAAAAUCAAGGUCAGAAUCAUAUAGUACCUGGACAGACAGUAGGACUAAACUUGGUACCAGUAGGACAUUCUGGCUUUAUGGGUAAUGGUCAGUUAGAACAAGCAGUACAACAAGUCUCUUCAAUGGGUUCUACUACAGUACUUGAAAGUCAUGCUAGAGCUAACAUGAUACAUCAACAACAAUUACAACAGAAUCGACAACUAGUAAAUCUACAACAACAGCAAACGGCACAAAAUCAAAUGCCAGUAAUGCCUUCAAAUAUGACUGAAGCACAGAGGUUCGCCUGGAUACAACAAUGUAAUAUGAUGAGGCAACAACUCUUUCUUCAAGGCCUGCAAGGUCAAGUUCAUGGCCCACAAAGCCAAGUUCAAGGCCUGCAAAGUCAAAGUCAUAGCUUUCAAGGACAACGUAAUGGAUUUCAAAGUCAAGUUCAUAACGGUCAAGUUCAUGGACUUCAAGGGCAAUUUCAAGGCUUUCAAAAUCAAGUUCAACACCAUCAAGGUCAAGUACAAGGCUUUCAGAGCCACGGUCAUGGCCCUCAAACUUAUGCUCAAGGCCUGUCAGGUCAAGUUCAUGGCUUCCAUGGUCAGGUUCAAGGCCAGCCAGGCCAUGCUCAAAGUCCAAGACAACUACAAGAUCAGCAAGACCAACUACAAGUUUUUGGUACGAGGCCGAAUAAUAUGGUGCCCAACGGUAUGAUACCAAGUGGUAUGGUGCACAACAGUACGAUGCAAAAUAGUAUGAUGCACAACAGUAUAGUACAAAAUAGUAUGGUACCCAAUAGUAUGAUGCAAAAUAGUGUGGUGUCCAACAGUAUGACUUCAAAUAGUAUGAUGCCUAACAGUAUGAUGCCAUAUAGUAUGGUGCCCAACAAUAUGGUCCAAAAUAGUUUGAUGCUAAACAGUAUGAUGAACAAAAGCAUGGUGCCCAACGGUAUGAUGCAAAAUAGUAUGGUGCCCUACCAAAACCCUCAAGCUAAUCAUCAAAAUCAAGCCAUAAUGAACCGCCAAAGUCCUCAAACUCAGAUGACCAACUACCAUAACCCAACAAACCUUCAACCUCAAAACCCUUACCGUAAUCAACCUCCAUCUUACAGUGCUUACCUACAAGUCCAAGUCAAUACCCACCUAGCUAAAGCUAAAAAGCCAAGCAAAAAAGAGUUGGAAGUUCAAGUAGACGUCUAUGCCAAACAACUUGAACUAGCUAAACAGCAGGCUGAACUGUUACAGUAUGAAAAGAUGGCCUUGCAGCAUCAGCUUGAUAUUGAAAAGAUUGAGGCUUCAAAGAAGGACUUUUAUAGACAACAUGGUAUUAAUGUGAGUAAUGAUUUAGUUACUCCAGCUUCUACUAUGAGCAUGGACAGUAGUACUACUCGACCUACCUCGAACGGUAGUAUUAUGGCGCAGAGUAAUGAAGGUCAAGGUAUGGAUAUGGUACAACAGCCAGUUCAGUAUGGUCAAUACAAUGCCGUUCCAAGCACCGUUCCAACUACCGUUCUAACCACCGUUUCAACCAACGUUCCAACUACCGUUUCAACGACCGUUCCAACCACCGUUCCAACCACUAUUCUAAGCGCCGUUUCAAACGCUGUCAACGUUUUAACUACCGUUCCAACCACCGUGCCAAACACUGUUUCAACGACCGUUCCAACCACCGUUCCAACCACCAUUCUAAGCGCCGUUUCAAACGCUGUCAACGUUUUAACUACCGUUCCAACCACCGUGCCAAACACCGUUUCAACGACCGUUCCAACCACCGUCUGAACCACCGUUCCAACUACCGUUCCAAACCCUGUAGCUUAUGAUACUUUAGUCGAACAUGAACAAGUAAAUCAACAUCAAGAACUACAAAAGCUACAACAAGAUCAGCAUCAAAGCAAUGAUGUUCAGCCUAUGAUACUAAUAGCAGCUCCAGACCUACAUAAGCUACUACAAGAUCAGCAUAAAGAUGGUCAUGGUCAACCUAGUGCACUACUACUACCAGUAGCUCAAGGUCUAGUGCAAAGUAGUACGGCUCAACUGAUGAAGAAUGAUGUACAAAAUAGUACAGUAGGUCCUAAAGCAAAAAGAAAACGUGGUAGACCACCAAACUCAAUAAAAGAAAACGCUGAGUUUAAAUCACUUUAUCAAGAAAGCAAUGGUCUAAAACCAGUCGAGCAAGAAGAUCAGCAUCAAGGCAAUGAUUUACAGCAAGAAGAUUUUGUGCAAGUUAGUACUGCAGAAGCUGGAGAUAGUGUAGUACAGGGUACAACAGUAAACAAAAAAAGAAAACGUGGCAGGCCACGAAAAGUAAAUAACUACAAUAUUGAAGUUAAAUCACCUUAUCAAAAAGGAAAAGCCCUAAAAGAUGUUGAUAAGGAAGGUGAGAGCUUAACAAUGGCUUCUGAAGAACUUGAAAAGCUUAAAUCACUUUACCAAGAAGCUGAAAAGCCAAUAUCACAUAAAAAGAAAGAUGAAGAAGAAGCAAAAAUAUCUGAGAAAGAAGCAAAAGUACUUGAAAAAGAAGCAAAAGUAUCUGAAAAAGAAGCGAAGAUACCUGAAAAAGAAGAAAAGAUAUCUGAAAAAGAAGCGAAGAUACCUGAAAAAGAAGAAAAAGUACCUGAAAAAAGAAGCGAAGAUACCUGAAAAAAGAAGAAAAAGAUAUCUGAAAAAGAAGCAAAAGACUCAUUAAAGCCUUCAAAAGAAGUUAAGAAGCCAAUAUCACAUGAAAAUAAGGAUGAUAAAGAAGCGAAGGUACCUGAAAAAAGAAGAAAAAAGCACAAAAAAAAGCUUCCAAAGGUUGUUGGAAAGGCAAGAUCUGUUGAUAAAGAAGCUUUCAAAUCAUUAUCGCAUGAAAACAAAGAUGAUAAAGAAGCAAAGCCACAUGAUAAAGAAGAAAAAAGCUCAAGAAAGCUUUCAGAACAAACUGAAAAGCCAAGAUCUCUUAACAAGAAGGCUGAGAAACAAGCAAAGACAUCUCAAAAAGAAGAUGAAAAGCCAAGAUCUCUUAAUAAAGAAGCUGCUAACUCAAUAUCACAUAACAAGAAGGCUGAUAAACAACCAAAGCCAUCUCAAAAACAAGAAGAAAAAGCAAGAAAACUUCACAAACACCACAAAAAGUUGCUGAAGAACGCGAUAGAAGCUUCCGAAUACUCGGAAGACAAGAAAUCUCUGUACAAAGAAGCCAAGGAGUCAUUGAAAAAGGUAUUUGAAAGCUCUAAAAGCCUAGAAGACAAAGAGUUAUCUUACCUUGAAGUCAAGAAGUCAUUGCUAAUUGAAGCGGACAAGCUGAGGCAAUGUGUUUCAUCUUUAUCUUUACCUUUGGCUAAGGCACAGAAUACUGAUGGUACGGGAAAUGGUGUCGUUAGUGGUAAGAGUAACGUAGAAGAAACUGUUGAAAGAAGUAAAGUAAAAGCUAUUAAAGGUGGUACAGUAAACGCUACUAAAAGAAGUACUGUAGAAGCUAUUAAAGGCAGUACUAUAGAAGCUACUAGGAAAAGUACAGUAAACCUUAAAAGACGUACUGAAGAAGCUGGAAGCCGUACAGAAGAAGAUGUUAUAAGCCGUACAGUGAAAGCUACUGAAAAAAGGACAGUAGAAGCUGAUGAAAGAAGUACAGCAGAAGCUAUUGAAAGCCUGUUCAGUGCUCCACAAACCACCGUGGAGUCUACUGAGCCUUCUAAACCUAACGUCAUGGCUUCACCUAUUCCUGAUGCUCCUACCAUGAAGUCUUCAUCAGGCUACAGUACUACAUCUACUACAAAAAAACAUUUUCCAAACUACAGUACAACCACUACUACUACUACAAUAAAAAAAUCUACAUCAUCAAACACCGUACUAUCAUCAAAUAUCAAUAACACGUCAGCAGGUAGUAUGACACCACCACCAGCUGAUCCUCAUAUCAGAAAGAGCUCUAGUACUAUCAGUUUUCUUGAAGCUAUUGAAGAGGUAAAGAGAAAUGAGAAAGAUGAUCUUGAUGUGCCUGAAUGUAACAUGGGUUCUAAAGCUACCUCAAAAAAGCCAUGGUCUUCUGAAGCUGCAUCAGGCAAGAAUUGGACUUCCAAAUCCACUUCAGUAGCUCAAUCAUCUUCUGGAUCCAGUUUGGUCUAUAAAAUCCAAAAAACGACCAAAAAUGCUUCACAAAUCGACCAAAACAAGCCCCAUGAAGCUGUAAAACCACCAAAAUCUACCUUCGGCUUCAGACCGACACCCACAUCUAGCAUAAGCUCCAUACCGUCACCUACCUCUACCCUAAUCUCCAGCUCUCCAUCUACAUCUACCAUAAGCUCCAACUCCACAUCCACCUUAAACUCCAAUACCCUCACCAACCCAGCAGACCACCAAAAAUGGCUACAAGAACGGCUACACUGCGCAAGAAUCCAUGUCAAAUCGACCGUGCCAAAGCCAUCAAACGACAAUGAGGAAUAUAUUCGAAAGAUCACCCCGGAACUACAAGCUCUUAUGAACAAGAGCUUUGAAACAUUCAAUGAGAUUCGUGCCCACUACAGAAGCCAAGGCUAUAGACCGUCAAUCUACAAGGAUAAGAAGAUUGUACCUCAUCGUUUGAUCAAGAUUGGAGGAAUUAGAGAGAGGAGAAAGCUGUUUUCGAAGGUAACGAAACUUUUUUUGAAGAAAGUUUUUUUUAAGUUGAGCAGGUAAUUUUAGGCUUAAAACAGAGCUUUAGGCUUAAAACAACAAUUUUACUAUUUUUUAAAAAAUUAUAAGUUUAUCAAAAAAGUUUUAGGAUUAAACAUACAUUUUAGGCUUAAAAAUCAGAUUAGGCUUAUAAAAUAUGCUCAGCCCAGAAUUUUAGGCUUAGGACGCAAUUUUAGGCUUAGCAGAAAAUUUUAGGCUUAACUAGGACCUUUAGUUUCAGAAAACGUAUUUAGGCUUCGAAAAGAGUUUUAGGCUUAACCCACAAUUUUAAGCUUAAUUCCCAAUUUUAGGCUUAAAUCAGAAUUUUAGACUUAAAACAAAGUUUUAGGCUUAAUCCAUAAUUUUAGGUUUAGAAAAGAAUUUUAGUCUUAGAUCACAAAUUUAGGCUUAAAUUUCAAGUUCAGACUUAGAACACAAUUUUAGGCUUAGCUAAGAGUCUUAGGCUGAUUAGAGAACAAUUUUAAGCUUAAAUAACAAUUUUAGGCUUAGAACACAGUUUUAGGUUUAAAAAAGAAUUUUAAGAUUUGCAAAAAGUCUUAGGCUUAUUAGAACAAAAUUUUAGGCUUAACCCACAUUAGGCUUAGGAAAGAAUUUUAGGCUUAGCUAAGAGUCUUAGGCUUAGACCGCAAUUUUAGGCUUGCAAAACAAUGUUAAGUUUAACAAAGAAUUUUAGGCUUACUACUGGUGCCAUUUUUCAAUUUAAAAAAAAUUUUAAAUUUUAAAUUUCAGAAAAAGCUCCACGAACUGAGAACCUCAAAACCAUGUCAAAACUAUAAACUGAAGCGUAUACCUACUGUUAUGAAUGAGUACCGGAAGCAAGAAGACCCCAGAACCGUAUCAAACCAAGUUUUUGCUGCUCGUCAAGCCAACUCAAAGCUGGAUCAACUACUGUCUUUGACUGAAAUGUAG